Messenger RNA from Orycteropus afer afer, 1383 nucleotides. RefSeq names its product tripartite motif containing 38 (gene TRIM38). Lineage: Eukaryota; Metazoa; Chordata; Mammalia; Tubulidentata; Orycteropodidae. Gene Ontology annotation, molecular function: zinc ion binding; protein binding. The record is from RefSeq and is a predicted model, not a curated record. Bases 1 to 1383 code for a protein of 460 amino acids. The transcript is spliced from 6 exons.
AUGGCCACAUCCACACCUACUGAAAAGCUGAAGGAGGAAGCUACCUGCGCCAUCUGCCUAUCCCUGAUGAAUAACCCAGUGAGCAUCAACUGUGGACACAGCUACUGCCGCUCAUGCGUAAUAGACUUCACUGACAAUCAUCCACUGCAAAAGUGGUUCUUCUGUCCCCAGUGCCGGGUCCGAUUUCAAAUGACAAGCCUCCGGCCCAACAAGCAACUGGGAAACCUCAUUCAGGCCAUCAAGGAGAUGAACGAAAUGGAAUGCAAAGAACACAGAGAACGAUUCCACCUUUUCUGUGAAGAUGAGGGUCAGCUUAUCUGCUGGCGCUGUGAGCGGGCACCAGAGCACAAAGGGCACACCACAGUUCUUGUUGAAGAUGUAUGGCAGGGGUAUAAGGAAAAGCUCCAGGAAGCUAUAACAAACUUGAAGCAACUUAAUGAUGAAUGUAUGAAUCUAAAGGAAUUGACAAUAAAGCAAAUAGAUGAAUGGAAGGAGAAGAUAAAAGCUCGGAAAGAAAAAAUACAGUCUGACUUUAAGAAUCUCCAAAGUUUCUUGCGUGAGGAAGAGAAGUUUUGUCUGUGGAGGCUGGAGAAAGAAAAAGAGGAGACUCUCAAAAGAUUGGAGUACAAUGAAGAUAUUCUGGAGCGGAAGAGCUUUGAACUUAGGAGCUAUAUUCAGAAUCUAGGGGAGAAAUGUCAGGGCUCACCCCAGGAAUUGCUUCAGGAUGUAAAGGACACUUUAAACAGGAGCUGGGAUGUGAAGCUAGAAAAACCACAAACCCUCUCUUUGGAGGUUAACACUGUGUGCAAUGUUUCUGAGCUUUACUUUGAUGUGAAGAAAAUGCUAAGAAGCUAUCAAGUCCGUGUGACGCUGGAUCCAGAUACAGCUCAUCCUGAACUAAUUCUAUCUGAGGAUCGCAGACAAGUGAUUCGUGGAUGCCCUCAGGAACAUCUUAACACUUCUGCCAGGAGAUUUUGUUUCUUUCCCUGUGUUAUGGGCUGUGAGGGCUUCACCUCAGGAAGACACUACUUUGAAGUGGAUGUGGGAGAAGGAACUGGGUGGGAUUUGGGAGUUUGUAUAGAGAGUGUGCAAAGAGAUGAGCGCAUGAACCAGAAGCCUGAGUUCGGAUUCUGGACCAUCAGGCUGUGCAAAAAGAAUGGUUAUAUAGCACUUAGCUCUCCCCCAGUUAGCCUUCAUCUGGAGGAUAAGCUCCUGGUUGCAGGGGUUUUUCUGGACUAUGAAGCUGGAGUUGUAUCCUUUUAUAACAUGACCACUGGCUCCCACAUCUUCACCUUCCCGAAGGCUUCCUUCUUUGAUACUCUCCGGCCCUAUUUCCAGGUUUAUCAGUACUCUCCUUUGUUCCUACCUCCCCCAGAUGAGUAA